AUGUCGUAUAAGGAGAAAUUGCCAACUGAAGUUUAUCCAGGACAGCUCAUAUGUCCUUUAUAUCAUACUGAGGAAGAUUCGGGGUCAGCUGUAGUGUACAGGUUUGUUCCUGGACCUGGUGUAAUGAUACAAAAAUAUACAGUAAACGGGCAACCAAUACAAGUAUUGUCUGCUACACUACUAGGAACAGUGAAAAUUAAUGAAGAAAGCAUUAAAAAUGAUGACAGCGAUGAAAAGCCAUCUUCAGCUACAUUAAAUGUAAAUUCUGAAAAGGACGGGAAGGAUGGGCCUAACGAAGAGAAGAAUAGGCUUCUGAAGAACAUUAUUAUAUCAGUGUCCAGUCGAUCUUCCGAAAAUGAUUCAACGGAUAUAGUUGUUGACGAUGACUUUGCUAACCAUCUACCAAAAGAAGGCGAUAUUGUCUUGACAAGGGUAACCAGAAUUUCUUUGCAACGGGCCAAUGUUGAAAUUCUAGCUGUUGAAAAUAACGCUUCACCAAUUGAUUCGGGAUGCGGUAGCAAAGGCUCCAAUCCUCUGGCACCGAAGGGUGGUAGUACAAGUUUUUCCAUUUCUCAGGCUUCUUCAGAUCUUGGUGAGACGUUUCGGGGAGUAAUACGGGCACAGGAUGUUCGGGCCAGUGACCGCGAUCGUGUUAAGAUUACAGAAUCAUUCAAACCUGGUGACAUCGUUAGAGCUCAAGUUUUAUCCCUUGGAGAUGGUUCGAAUUACUACAUGACCACUGCAAGAAACGAUCUAGGUGUCGUAUUUGCAAAGGCCAGCAAUGGCGCUGGUGAACUAAUGUACGCAAUAGACUGGGAAACAAUGAUAGCACCCUCUACCGGUACCGCAGAAUUACGCAAAUGUGCUAAGCCGUUUUAG
Molecule: messenger RNA, 879 nt
Organism: Eremothecium cymbalariae DBVPG#7215
Lineage: Eukaryota; Fungi; Ascomycota; Saccharomycetes; Saccharomycetales; Saccharomycetaceae
Gene: CSL4
Product: exosome non-catalytic core subunit CSL4
Exons: 1
Coding region: 1-879 (292 amino acids)
Biological process (GO): RNA processing
Cellular component (GO): cytoplasm; nuclear exosome (RNase complex)
Molecular function (GO): RNA binding
Source: RefSeq, a predicted model, not a curated record